This is a messenger RNA of Paramecium octaurelia, 2327 nucleotides long. The record is from the annotation of a GenBank genome assembly. NCBI's taxonomy places the organism in Eukaryota, Ciliophora, Oligohymenophorea, Peniculida, Parameciidae.
AUGCUUGCACAGUUAAAUAAGGAGGAGGAUGCAUUAAUAAACAAUAAUGUCAAAAUUACUAAAUUAAAGAGGCAUCUAUAUUUACCCUAUGAUAGUUGUUAUAAAUGUCAAGUUUAAUGCCCAUAAGGAUGUAAUAUUUGUAAUGGUUUGAUAUAUGAAGAUUGUCAAAAAGGGGGUGGUUAUUGCUUAAUGGCACAUGUAUAUCUAUAUGUGGGGACGGCUAUACUAUAGGGAAAAAAUUUUGCGAUGAUGGAAAUGAUAUUGAAUUUGAUGGAUGGAAUUAAUAUUCCUAUUCUUGUCACUAAAAAUGACUUAAAUUGCUUCUAAGAACUAUGUUUAAAAUAUCAAAAUGGAUACAAAGAGGUUGGGUCAUAAUGUUAUAAUGUUUGUGGGGAUGGUAUCCUUAUAGAACAAUUAGAAAAUGUGACGAUAGAAAUAGUUAGAAUAAUGACGGAUGCAGUGAUACUUGUUAAUAUUAGUUUAUGUGCCUACAUCCAAAGAUUAUACUUGCUAAACUCAAAAAACAAACUAAGAUUAUGAAGAGUUCCUAUUAUAAUUUUCUGAGCAAGUUCGUUUGAACAUAAACACAUAAGAGAAGAACAAUUUCUUCAAAUGAUUAUAGUUUUUAUUGAAAAUGCAAAAGAUAACGAAUACGAUGUUGAAAUCAAAUCCAUAACUUCUAUUACUACUGUAUUAACUGAAGUAUCCUAUACGAUAUUGGUCUAUUUUAAAAAUAAGAUUUCAAAUCCUAUUUUAAAAGUGACAGUCAGAUGUGAGUACAUUGUAAAUGUUUAAGACAAUACUUUAUUCUCUAAUGAAAUUAAGUUAGUAUUACCAACUCCUAACAAAAUGUCAAAUGUUGGAUAAUCCCUUAUUUCUAAAACAGUUAUGCUAAGUAGAAUUGUUAUGUAUAUCAUUUUGAUAGUAAGUGGUAUUUCUUUUUGGCCAGCAAUUAAACUUUUACUUGUUUAAUUAAGAACCACAAUUAAGAGAAAAAUAAAAGAGAUUUGUGAAAUAUUUAAUUCAUUAAAAAACAUGAAUGCCAUGUUUGAUUAAAGUCUUCUAUUUGAUUCUCCACAGUAAUUACGUUUAAGAUUAUAAUAAGAUUUUUCAUUUUUUAUAAAGCGAUUAUCAUUUUGUAUCAAACUAAGAUAAAAUGAUUAAUCGUCUUUGAAUAAUAAUAAUAUUUAUGAAUCAUAUUACAAAAGAUAACCUUAUCGAUCUGAACUCAAAGCUAACCGAUGAAAAUUACAGACUAACUUUGCUUGCAUACAGUCUUCAGCGAUAAUUAGACCUGGCAGCAGUAUAAAUAAACUAAACUUAAUAAUUAAAAGAAAGAUUAGAAAUUGUCUAAUUAGAAUUAAUAUAAUUAAAAAGGGACAAUCAAACCUAGAAGAACAAUUAUAUCUUAUUAGUUUAACAUCCAUGAUGAUGAAGAACAGAUUUUUAAAUAGUGAUAGAAAAUGUGAAAACAGAGUACGAAUAAAAACUAUAAGUUUACAAAAUGAGAAUAAAAGACUUAACAGGAUGAAUAAGGAGUAAUAGAAUAAACAGAUUAAUAACUUUGAAACCAAUCUCUUACAAUUAUUUGAAUUAAGUGUUGAAUUAAAAAAUAGGUUGGGUAGUUUUGGAUAAUAACCAUCUUCAAUGUACUCAUCAAUGAUAGCUCCAAAAGUGUUGACAAAGUCGAUUUAUGAUAACCUAAUCUAUCAAUUGAGUCAAAGCAGUGAAGAAGAGAAGACUUUUCGAGCAACUCAGUACUCAAUUUUUUACAUGUUAGAACAAUUAGAUUGCCAAAUUUGUAAUCCAAAGAAGUUAGAUAACCAAAAAGAAAUAUUCAAAAAAAAAAUUUACAGCUAUUCCUUUUAUUUAAAGUAUUAAUUAUAUCAAAUGAAAUAUAAAAUAAGCAAACUAUUUUUAUUUUAAUUCUAUGGAUUGAUUAAUAUUCAUUAAUUAUAUUUUUAUAACUUAAAUCCAUAAUUAUUAUAUAUGCAAAUCUAUCAAAGUACUUCUUGUAAAUCAAUGACCCAAGUAACUCAAAAAUGAUAUCAUGCGCUUUUUUUUUAAUAAUUGAAUGUAAAAAGAUUGGUAAUUUCCACUAAUCAAAGAUUUAAUUAAGAAUAAAAUUGAAUUAAAAUCAAUUGUCAAUUAUUGGUAGAUUAUGGAAUGUCUUUAAAAGAAUAUAAAGUUAUUACAGGAAUUCCUAAUUGCCACUCAUUUCAUUCGCAAUAUAUAAGGAGAUUUCAUUUGCAAAAUAUUAAUUGAAUAGUAUAUCUCACACUAUUGGCAGCUUGAUUACAGAAAAUAAUUAAUUACAAUUAGGUUGA